This is a messenger RNA of Cryptococcus wingfieldii CBS 7118, 3522 nucleotides long. Its product is annotated as cytoskeletal regulatory protein binding protein. NCBI's taxonomy places the organism in Eukaryota, Fungi, Basidiomycota, Tremellomycetes, Tremellales, Cryptococcaceae. The coding region runs from base 1 to 3522 and encodes 1173 amino acids. Gene Ontology annotation, molecular function: cytoskeletal regulatory protein binding. Gene Ontology annotation, cellular component: cytoplasm; cell tip. Gene Ontology annotation, biological process: establishment of cell polarity. The transcript is spliced from 5 exons. The record is from RefSeq and is a predicted model, not a curated record.
AUGUCAAGGAACAUAUCAUAUCCUGCUCCUCAUCCCGCCCCAUAUAUCGGGCAGCCCAGAGCGAGCAGCAGCGCCGGAGAUGGGUACUACACAUCGAGCUCCAGCAAAGACAGACAUGCGAGGCAGACUAGCGCCUCAAGGUCUGCAUACCCAAAUGCUCUUGAUUCGUCUAUAACGCGUCUGUUGGUCACUACCAAGCAAUUACUGCAAGGCUUGGAGCAAUGGUCACAAGGCAUCAUCUCGGAGACAGAUGUGAGCGAUAUCUACGUGAGACUGGGGAAUGGAUUUGAAACAUGCGUGCAAGCUUUCAACCGAGUCAGCAUCGAGACCAGCGAGCUAAGCUCUAUACCGCAAGAUCUUCGUAACUGCCUCGAGCAAUGUCUAUCCGGAGAGCAAUCCAGAGAAACCCUGGAGCUCUAUCUACCCGAGAUCCGCCAGAUCAUCUACAACCUCCUUCAAGGUCUGAAGCAAAAGCAGUCUCAAUACAAACGGAUGAUGCAGGACAAGGGCAGGUCGUAUGAGCCGAGCUCGUCUUUGACCAACCUAUCUCAGACUUCCCAAGCUCCGGCGGCGCCUGCCAUAUCUCAGCCCAUAGCUCAGCCUGCCCCCAAUCCUCCCCACCGGAACGCUUCUAGAGAGUACCCCGAUGAUCCUCGUCUGUCUGGGCGCUCUGGUACUUCCACAGCGUCCGCAUCGCCAUCUAUGAUCCAACAACAGCUGCCACAAGGUUAUCCCUCCGUCUCUCCUAUCCCGACACAGCGUACACCCUCCAAUCCUGCUUUGGCAGAACGCGAACGCCGUCCCAUGCCGUCCCGCCCACCACCACCAGAUGCCUUCCGCCCCGCCAGACCUCCCGGUCCUCGGCGUCCUAGCUCGCCAAAUCCACCGCAUCAGGAUGGUAUCCAUCAUGUCAUGGCCCGUGGCGGAAGCUCCGAUAGCCAGAGUCAGUCGAGCUAUGACAUCCCCGUCAUCUCCAUCUCGCCUGGUUCUCGGUCCAGUUCUGGUACGGCUUUGGCGGGUGCUCCCUCUGCCCCUCCCCUUCCUCAAUCAGUUGCACCACAGCCCAAACCUAAUCUUUCCAUCAAUACCAACAAGCCUACACCUCCUCGGCCUGAUCGAUUCCCUCGUGAUAGCUUUGGACGGCCGGUAUCGAGGUUUUCAAUGGACUCGGAGGCGUCUGUGACAUCGCCUGUGAAUGAGGCUAGAGCAAGUGUGACAGCUGGAAAGAUGGACGCGGUGCCCGAGGAAGAGGAGAAGAGGGGGUCGGUUGACCUGAGACGGAGACCGGCGAGAACGAGCUUCGACAGGCAAUCUAGAGCUAGUGGGAGCAGUGAGAGGCAUUCCCAGCAGCCUAGCAGUGAGACUCCAGCUCUACCCUCUUUGGAGCUGCCGGGGCAGAUCAACCUGCAGUCUUCGACCCCUCCUGCCGACCAACAUAAUUUCUCGUCUCUCCACCCCAAUCUACCUUCCCCCGAGUCUCUUCCGAUACCCGAAGUACCCCCUGGCACUCGUGCGACUCUUGCCGCCUUGGGCCGUUCAGACGUCCUGGAACGACGAGCUUCCAAACGAUUCUCGUCCUUUACGAUGGCCAACUUUGACCCCUCCUCUCCUCGUGCAAGCCCACAAAGACCCACCCGUCGAGCUGCUCAGCAGACUAUGAGAGAGCGAGAGCAGCAGCAGAUGCAGCAGACGAGUGCUGUCACACCCCUUCCCGAGGGCGUUGGCCUCGGUGUUGGGGUGCCGGAUAGAGCUGGAGGUUCGAGAGGUGGAUCACCGAAUUUGGAGCAGGUGCAAGAGGUCGGGGAUGAGGAUGUGACACAUAGCACAAUUGAGCCUUCCAGUCCUACUGGAUCUGUCCGUAUCGUCAAGACACCCCCUCCUUCCUCGCCAUCGGCUACUCCCCGUCCCCCGUCCUACCCCGCUGUCCCACCUAGAGAUCCGAACAAGCUCUCCGUCUUUCUUCAAAUCGGGCGCAAGACCAAGAAACAGACGUUGGACCUGCCAAUCACGCUGGAGCAGCUGAAAUUGGUGUUUAUGGAGCGAUUCGAGUAUGAUCCGGGAAAGGAAGACUUUCCGGAUGUGUAUAUAAGGGAUAAAGAUGGGAUGGAGUAUGAACUUGAGGGGAUUGAGGAUCUGAGAGAAGGGUGCACAUUGUGUUUAAACAUUGAACCUCUUGACCAAGUCAAGCUCCACAUCGACUCUACUUUCGCCACGCUCAUGACAGAGAUGAAAGAUCUCCGAUCAGCCCUGGCAAAAGAAAAAGAGACUACCAAACGCCUCUCUGUACUCGCCCCUCCAGCUCUCAAAGAAGACUUCGCCCUGAGCCCCUCUGCGUCUCCGAACCAAGUGGCUGCCAGUACCGCGUCCCUCCCCGCCCCCACACCCCUCGUCGUCGGUCCUACGGAAGACCAUAUCAGGCAGCUGCAAGAACAGCAUGACGAGCUCGAGAUCCUCCGGCGGGAGCUGGCCAUCUCCAGGCAAGCGCACAGCGAGAACCUGGAAGAGUCUACCACCACCAUCACCGCGCUCCGGGACGAGCUUGCUGCGAUGAAGAAGAUUACUGCGGUCAAUCCCAACAGCAACAGGGCGCUGGUGGACAAGAGUAAAGCAGAGUUGGACACGCAGUUUACGGAUACGAUCAAGGCUGUUGAAGAUAUCACGGAUAUCAUCGAUGCUGCCCGUAUCGACGCUUACAAGCGCUACGUGACGCCUUCCAAACGCCAGCUGGAUGAUAUCCGAGCGGAACUGGCCAAGUCGACGCAGAUGGUGGACGACUUUGCGAAAGCCGUCAAGCUUGCCGACCCGACUUGGCGAGGUACUUGGCAGAGCGAGUUGCAUCGCGUGAUGGAGGAGCAAAAGCUGCUGAACCAUCAGAUCAAGCUGGUGGGCGAUUUGAAGAAGGAUGUGGAGGAUGCGAAGAGUAUGUGGGGGUUUGUGGAAAACUUUGUGGAGCAGAGGGCGACGGGCAAUAGGCCUGUGAAAGUGAGGGUCGGCGCGGAUGCGGGGGAUGAGACGUCUGGCGGAGGGGAUAUAUCUACACUCUUGCUCGAAAUCCGAAACAAAGAAGCAGACCCCGACUCUCGUCUCCGCGCCAUCGAAGCCCAACAACGUAUGCGCGAAAAGGAGCGUCUAAACAAGGUGGACGACUUUGAAGCCGAGCUGCGCGGGUUUGUGGGGGGGCGCAAGUUGAAAAAGACGGGAGGGGCGGAAGAGGCGGAUAGGCUGAGGUUGAGGAAGGAUGAGGUGAUGUUGAGGGCGCAUCUGACUGGGGGGUCGGGGACGGCGACGCCGAGUACGGGGGGAAAGAUGGUGCCGCAAACGACUGGGCAGAGUGUGCAGAGUGGGAGAGGGCCGUUGAGCCCGCAAGGGACUGGGACGUCGGUGCCGCUUGUGGAUCCUGCGAGCGUGUCGUUACCCAACACUCCUGCAAAGAGCGACGAUCUGGGGAGUGCGGGUGGUACACCGAUCAAGAACGAGAGCGGACAGAGUGAACUGCCUGUAGACAGCGAAGUCCCUGUGUAG